CCGCGAUGCCGCGAUGGAGCGCAGCCCGGGUGGGCGCCGGAGCUGUGGCCCGAGCGCCAGGCGGAGCGCGAGCCGGGUCCGCAGCCGGAACCCGGGCCAGACCGGGGCUCGGGACCGCAGGGCCGGGCUGCUCGUAGCGGCGGCGACAGAGCCCCCCAGUGGGUGAGGGGCUUCCUCCCUGCUCCCGCCGGCGGCCAGGACGAGAAGCCCCGCAGCCGGGGAGCGCAGGGUCCCCCCACCUCAUCCGGGAUCCAGCCAGCCCCAGGAAAGCGGGGAGGGGGCGCUGAUCCAACACCGAGCGUCUCCCCCGCGGGGAUCGCCGGAGACUCCCGUGAGCCGAGGACGGCGACCUCCCCACGGUGCCGCGAAGACUCCCUCUUCUGUCUGCCCCCCGAGGCCCCGAACGCCGUGCCCCCUCCCGAGAUCCCAGUCUUUACAACUCCACACCUCAAGACACGGAGACCCAGCUCCGAACGCCCCUAAAUCAGGGGACCCGGCCCCCCAACUCGGGUACACAGAAACCCCAAAUCCGGACCCGAGGACACCAAGAGAUAGUUCUCACCAGCAAGAAGCCUCCACGACCCCCUUUAAAGACCUGGGCCACAGAGCCACUCGCACCUCAGCCCAUGAUUGUGGCGCCCUGAGCCCCCCGGGCAGGGCGGACGAAGACCGAGACGGCGCCCAGGCCCCCUGCCGCGGCGUCCCCGCGGCCCCAGCCCAGGUAAGCCUGGGCCAGGUGAAGGUCGGCAGGGAGAAGAUGAGUGUGGGCUGCCCAGAGCCCGAGCCACCCCACUCCCUGCCCUGCUGUGGGCUGGGGACCGCCCCUGGGCCAGGCACGGGUGUGCCCCUCCUCACAGAAGACAUGCAGGCCCUGACCCUCCGCACCCUGGCUGCCAGCGACGUCACCAAGCACUACGAACUCGUCAGGGAACUGGGCAAGGGCACCUACGGGAAGGUUGACCUGGUGUCCUACAAGGGCACAGGCACAAAAAUGGCGCUGAAGUUCGUAAACAAGAGUAAAACAAAGCUGAAGAACUUCCUGCGGGAAGUGAGCAUCACCAACAGCCUCUCGUCCAGCCCCUUCAUCAUCAAGAUCUUCGAUGUGGUCUUCGAGACAGAGGACUGCUACGUCUUUGCCCAGGAGUAUGCACCCGCCGGAGACCUGUUUGACAUCAUCCCUCCCCAGGUGGGGCUCCCCGAGGACACGGUGAAGCGCUGCGUGCAGCAGCUGGGCCUGGCGCUGGACUUCAUGCACGGCCGGCAGCUGGUGCACCGCGACAUCAAGCCCGAGAACGUGCUGCUCUUCGACCGCGAGUGCCGCCGCGUGAAGCUGGCCGACUUCGGCAUGACGCGCCGCGUGGGCUGCCGCGUGAAGCGCGUGAGCGGCACCAUCCCUUACACGGCGCCCGAGGUGUGCCAGCCUGGCCGCGCGGACGGCUUCGCGGUGGACACGGGCGUGGACGUGUGGGCCUUCGGCGUGCUCAUCUUCUGCGUGCUCACGGGCAAUUUCCCCUGGGAGGCGGCGUCGGGAGCCGACGCGUUCUUCGAGGAGUUCGUGCGCUGGCAGCGGGGCCGCCUGCCCGGGCUGCCCUCGCAGUGGCGCCGCUUCACUGAGCCCGCGCUGCGCAUGUUCCAGCGCCUCCUGGCGCUGGAGCCCGAGCGCCGUGGCCCGGCCAAGGAGGUCUUCCGCUUCCUGAAGCACGAGCUCACGUCCGAGCUGCGGCGCCGGCCCUCGCAGCGCGCGCGCAAACCGCCCGGGGACCGCCUGCCCGCCGGGCCACUGCGCCUCGAGGCUCCCGCACCGCUCAAGCGCACGGUGCUCACCGAGAGCGGAGGCGGCCCGCGGGCCGUGCCCCCUGCCAUCGGCCCGGUGCCCGUGCCCGUGCCGGUUCCGGUGCCCGAGGCCGGCCUGGCGCCUCCGGGUCCCCCCGGCAGGACCGACGGCCGCCCGGACAAGAGCAAAGGGCAGGUGGUGCUGGCCACGGCCAUCGAGAUCUGCGUCUGAGCCGCCCCCCGCCCCGCCCUCAGGCCGGCCGCUGUGGCAGCCCUGGGCCCGCGCCGAGCCGGUCGCCCGGUUCGGGAGCUCGCGCAGCCUCAGCGGCUGCGCCCGCUGGUGGGAGACAGUAGCGUAGACUAGGAGGCCGCGCCCGGGCUUGGCCCGUCAUCCCUGCGGGGACAGCCACCCGGGGGCCAGCGUGGCCAGGAGGGCGGGCGGUGGCACGAAGAGCCCAGCCCCGCAAACCCGAGGAUUCAGAGGCACCCCGACACGGCAGCCAGGGAGCUUGCAGGCCAGACUCCCCCCUCCUGCCGGGAACCCCCCAGUCCAUCCUGGCUUUUCCCACCCCCUGCGGGUGGCCCUUCUGCCCCCCCCCUCUGUCCCCACCCCAUUCUGGCCACAGAAGUGGCCCGAGGCCCCUGGGCACUGGCUGGGAGGAAGGCAGCUGUGCCCUGAGCCUACUGGCGGAGUCUGGAGGGAGAGGCCAAGCCCCUGGAAAAUGCAGUUCUGGAGGUCGCGGAAGUGUGUGUGCAGGCGGGGGCUGCGAGAAUCCAGUGCGCCCCACCCCACUUGGCUGGUGAAAGCCCAGGAGGGAAGGCUGCUGGUCAGGGGCACGAGGCCAUUGGGCCCCUCCCACCCCCUCCCGGCUCCCCGACCCCCAACAAGGACUCCGGGGGACAGAAGGGCUCCAGAGCAAGCGUCUCAGCUGCCCCUGCAUCUCUAGAGCAAGGGACCAAGUGUGGAGCUGAAGGUGGGCAGUGGAGCCUCCCCAGGACCCUCCCAGUCCUCGCUGCCCCAGCCCAGAUCCUGGGCCUGGAUGCCCGCAGACAGCGACAUGACUGCCAGUCAUUUCUCCUGGGUUCUGUUGGGGUCAGCAUGUCAGCUUCCAGGGGUCCCGCCUUCUCAGUUUCUGUUCCUGGAGGAUUCGGGGGCAGGGGGCAUCUAGGGAUUGAAAGGGCGGGGCUGAAAUUGAGUGGGAACCACUCCACGCGGAGGACAGACGCGUGGGUGCAGCCUCCUGCAGAUGAAUGCACAUCCAGACACCUCCCAGCCCCGCCAAGGUCCCCCGCCAGGCAGCUGUCACCACACCCCUCAGGGAACCCACGAGGAGGCACCUGCAGGUAGGUGCAGGCCCCAGGCAGCAAAGCUGAGAGAGAGGAAGCAGCCUCACACCCUGCCCUCUCCGUGGAGGCCUGGGACCCCCGCAAUGACCUCAUCGUGGGUGAGGCCGCACCCUCUGCCUGCCAGCGCCCCACCUACUGGCCUGGGCUGCCUCUCGGGGUCCCUCCUGAGGCUCUGGGGCAUCUGAGGGGGCUCCUGAUGGGCUGGCCAGGCUGCCUCCAGGGGCCGUCGACCACCGUCCAGCCUGGAGCUCCAACCUCCCUCCUUCCCACCGCAAAAGGGCUAUAGGUCUCCCUGCCCUGCCCGGGUCCAGUUUACAAACAGCGUACAGUUGCCCAGGGCCUGGCCCCACUCCUCAGUGUGCCCUCUCCUCAAGACCCCGCUUCCCCAGUGGGCAUGGGGCCCACAUGCCAGGUAAGUAGCAAACCCCCUUCUGCCAAGAGCGGACUCUCAGAAAGGCCCUGUCACUGCCCGGCUUGCUCGGGGCCUUCUGGUCUCUCCCAGCCCAAGUUCUUUUGCCUUAGGCCUCUCGACAUCCUGAUCUCUUGCAAUAACAAGGAAGCGAGACUCCACAGUAGAUGUCCCUCUUGUGCGCCCCCCUCUCUUUCUCUGUUGAGAGCCUGUUUGGGAGUUUGCUCCCUGUCUCAGUAUCUAGGCUGUUAGAGCUGGGAAAGGACAGUAGUGAUGUAGCCCAGCCCCCUCCUCAGAGCUGGAGACCAGCCUGACCCCUGCGGCCCUGGCCUGGGCAGGGCUCAGCUCCUGCCCUUACCUGCCGUGGUCAGUGUCUAUUGGUCGGCUUGGCAUCGUUAGCCCCUUAGGAGAGGUGUCGGUCAUGAUGUUUACCUCAGUUUAUGUCACUGUCAAAGAAACAAAAAAAUAGCAAAAAAUUAACACUGUAGACAUGGAGAUUUAGAGACAAAAGAAAAGACUCCCCCUUGCAACUCCUCUGUGAAGGUACAGUGUGUACGUGUGUGUGCACACGUGUGUGUGUGUCUCUGUCCCACCCUGGGGCAGGCCAGGUCAUGCCUGACCUCUCCCUGUCCUGAGGUCCCCCACAGUUCCAUGUCCUUCGGUGCUUCCCAGAGGCCCCACUGAGCUGGCCUGUGGGGUGGAGGAGCCCCCUGGAUGGGAGGUGGGGCCAAAGGUGAUCAGCCAGUGGGCCUCCGCCAGGCCCUCAGCAGAGCCCGAGGCUGCCUGGUGCUCGCUGAGCCAGGCGGUCCUGGUAGCUGGCAUCACUGCUCAUGACUGGCUCAGGGCCUGGGGCAGGUCCUGGGUGCAGCCCCAGUCCCCAGACUUUCAUGUCUCACCUCCCACCCACACCUCAUGUGUUUGUAAAUACUCUGGCAUCCUUUGGCCCUGAGAAGGUUUUUAAAUGUGUUAUUUACUUCUCUCACCAUGACAAUUGCUAUAAAAUAAAAGUUUGGAAAAAUUA
This is a messenger RNA of Heterocephalus glaber (naked mole-rat), 4550 nucleotides long. RefSeq names its product SH3 domain binding kinase 1 (gene Sbk1). Gene Ontology annotation, biological process: protein phosphorylation. The record is from RefSeq and is a predicted model, not a curated record. Gene Ontology annotation, molecular function: protein serine/threonine kinase activity; ATP binding. Lineage: Eukaryota; Metazoa; Chordata; Mammalia; Rodentia; Bathyergidae.